CUCCUAACUAACCAUAUCAGCCUACCCCAGAAACAAUCAAACGACCUAUCUAUCCCACGCAACCAAAUGCCAUGCAUGACCGGAUAGACCUACCGGACCAAAGACGCGACGCCAAUCACCAUUCGUUAUGCAAGAAAAGAAACACCACUCCAUCUGCUCGUAGACGAUAUCAAUACCAAUGCCAUGCGAUGCCAGGCCAUGCCAUGACGUGACUCCAAACAGGAGAGAGAUAGAGAGAGAGCAUAAACCAGAGAUAGAGCCAAAUCAGGCAUACCCAACGCCAGCUAUAACGCAGCCAGUCACAAGGGGAAACAAAACAAAACAAAAACAGAAACAAAAAGAGUGAGAAAUGGAAAGGGGGAAAAAAAAAAGCGCAAGGUAUUACUGUCUCGCGCUCCGAAUAUUCCGCGAUCCCCGACGCCUAUGCCCACCACCACCGCCAUUGUAAUUAUCAUCAGCAACAGGCGUC
Messenger RNA from Aspergillus candidus, 469 nucleotides. RefSeq lists its product as uncharacterized. The transcript has a single exon. The record is from RefSeq and is a predicted model, not a curated record. Lineage: Eukaryota; Fungi; Ascomycota; Eurotiomycetes; Eurotiales; Aspergillaceae. The coding region runs from base 179 to 346 and encodes 55 amino acids.